AUGGCAGAAGGAGUCCUCUUCAACAUUGCAGAAGGGAUCAUUGGCAGGUUGACCUCCCAUGCGUUCCAAGAGAUGGGAUUGAUUUGGGGUGUCAAAGAUGAGCUCCUGAAGCUUGAGGAGACAGUUGCCCAAAUCCAAGCUGUUCUUCUUGAUGCAGAGCAAAAGCAAGCGACUCAUGCAGUCAAAUUGUGGCUUCAAAGCCUAGAAGAUGCUGUUUAUCAAGCUGAUGACGUGCUAGAUGAAUUUUAUGCUGAAGGACAGUGGAGACAAAUGAUGCCCGGAAAUAAUCAAGUGUUAAAGCAGGUAUGCAUCUUCUUCUCUAGCUCAAACCAGCUUGCUUUUCGGCUAAAGAUGGGUCAUAAGAUUAAAAGUAUUAAGGAGAGACUUAAUGUGAUUGCAUCUCGUAGAAACUUUCACUUAGAAGUGAGUCGUGAAGAUACACGAUUUAGAAGGGUAACUCACUCUUUUGCCCCUACGGAAACUAUUAUAGGGAGAAAUGAAGAUAAAAAUGCAAUUAAACAACUCUUGUUUGAUACCGUCUCUGAAGAGAAUGUAUCAAUCAUUUCCAUAGUCGGAUUCGGAGGAUUGGGAAAAACUGCACUUGCCCAACUCUUAUUCAACGAUCCAGAGGUCCAAACUUAUUUUGAGCUGAAAAUGUGGAUAUGUGUCUCUAAUGUAUUUGAGUUGGAUGUACUAGUUAAGAAAAUCAUUCAAUCUGCAACUAAUGACAUAGCCAAAAGUCUUGAGAUUGAUCAGUUGCAAAAAGAACUGAGGAAAUUAAUAGACGGGAAGAGAUACCUCCUUGUGUUAGAUGAUGUUUGGAACGAGAAUCGUGAAAAAUGGUUUGGCUUGCAAAACUUGUUGUUGGGUGGUGCAAAAG
This is a messenger RNA of Prunus avium (sweet cherry), 880 nucleotides long. Lineage: Eukaryota; Viridiplantae; Streptophyta; Magnoliopsida; Rosales; Rosaceae. The record is from RefSeq and is a predicted model, not a curated record.